This is a messenger RNA of Pectinophora gossypiella (pink bollworm), 796 nucleotides long. Its product is annotated as coiled-coil domain-containing protein 115. NCBI's taxonomy places the organism in Eukaryota, Metazoa, Arthropoda, Insecta, Lepidoptera, Gelechiidae. Gene Ontology annotation, biological process: vacuolar proton-transporting V-type ATPase complex assembly. Bases 124 to 615 code for a protein of 163 amino acids. The transcript has 2 exons. Gene Ontology annotation, cellular component: extrinsic component of endoplasmic reticulum membrane. The record is from RefSeq and is a predicted model, not a curated record.
CGUCAAAAAAAAUAAUGACAUUGACGUAGGUAAGUUGAAAUCAUGUGAUCGAUGUGUUGAUUAUUGUUUGACUGAGGGAAAAUAUUUUAUUCAAUAGUAUAUAUAUAAAAGAAAUUACUUGCAAUGGGAGGCAAAAUCAGAGAUACCGGCGCUCCAGACAGGGACUCAGUCUGUGAACUGUUGGAUAAACUCACGUUAAAACAGCUACACUUGAUAGAAGAUAAGAUCAGAUGUGAGAUGAAUAUUGAGACUAACAUCAACAAUGGGAGUUUUCAGUUAGCUAAAUCUAGGUAUAUCAUGGGCCAUAGCGCGAUUACAGCUACCAAACUGCCAAUGGAAAACAGUCCAGAGUUUUCUGCUUCAACUGUUUGUGAAACUACAGAAGAAGAUGGAGUAAUGCAGUUGAAGGCAGUUAAGAGUGAGACAGAGGAUACAGUGAAUCCAGUCAGGUGGUUUGGUGUGUUGGUGCCACAAAACCUCCAUGCUGCUCAAGGUAUAUUCCAGAAUGCAAUAAACUAUGUUGUUGAAUGUGUGAAUAUACAGCUCCAGUUGAAUGAGAAUUGUAAUAAUAUAGCCACUCUGAAACAAUACAAAGGCACAUUAAGGUCAACAUAAUUUAAAAGAAGAAUUUUGUCUGUAUUAAGCACAAUUUAAGGUUGUUUAAAAAAUUGACAUGCAAGAAUUUGUAAAGUUAAGUGUGCAGCUUAAAUUGUUCAUGGUUGUUCAAUAUAUGAUGAAGAUGUGAGUGUUGCUUAUUGUUAAGAAAAUAUUAUAUUAAAACUGCUAAUGUGUACAA